GAGCUACUCCUAAAGAAAGUUGUUUUACACGAAAGAUAAGAAAAAAACGAAAGCGAAAAUAAAAGCAAAAGCAAAAAUGGUGCUCUGGUUGGACAUUUUAGCAAAACUUCUUUACAUUUUCUCCAUUGUAAAAGGAGAUAUAUUACGAUUGGAUACUUGUAACAAGUUUUAUGCUGCCUUUGAUGUUGUUUACGAUAAUUCCUUGCUGACAAAAACUGUAUUCUCAUUGGUUGAGAAUAUCGUUCUUAAUCGAUGUUUAAUCAUAUGCGUGCAAUAUCCAAAAUGUAAAUCAUUCAGCUACAUGUUUUCACAUUCACAAUGCAGAAUACAUCAUUCCACCAGAGCUGAUAAUGGAACUUUUCUACAAAAGAUCGUUGGAUGGACACAUUAUGAAACAAGGGAAAAUGAACCAAAUUUGGGUCGUCUUUGUGAAGUGAGAAAACCAUGUAAAUAUGGAAGAUGUGUGGAUACAUGUGAUGAGAAAGGAUAUAAAUGUGAAUUCAAAGGGGAAUGGACCUUAUUGAAAGACAAUGUCUGUUUUGGAGCAAAGAGUGGCGAAUUUGGAACAUUCGAAAUACAACAAGAUGCGGUUAUGACUGGCAUGAAAUUGUUGCAUGUCGGUGGAGAUGGGGUAAAAUGCGCUAACAACACACCAUUAACAAAGUGGGGAUGUAAUUACGCUAGUGUUUUUAUCCUAGACAAUAUCGGUAUUUUUAUCACAGCCAAUCGAACAAUACUUUAUCCAUCCCGAGAAUACGAAGAAAAAUUUGGUUUUUCCCACAUACCAGGAUACAACGCAAACUCUCCCUACUUGAUUUUCAAUGCAACAAAUCAUACGGUCUAUAAAGGACAAGAAUUACAAUUGUACUACGCGGAAGAUUAUCAUGAUAGCUACGCCCACGACAACGACGGUAAAUCUUGUGCUGAUAUUUACGCUAAAUUAAUUGACGCAUAGACAAUCUUAAGCCUUAUUAAAUAACAAGAAUUUUUUAAGAUCGCCCACACACAGCUCACCAGAGAUAAACCUUAGAUUUGGUCUCGUCUGGCCACAUAAUUAAAAUAUACCACUGUUUUAUUAUCAGAUGGCUUGCUCUUAAACCAACCGUCUUUAGUUCAGCUUUUUUUUGAGGAUUGUGCAACUACUUUUAAAAAAAGGUUUGUGGUACCAUUUUUUUAGCUAUUUUGUCUGGGAAAGGUGACAUAGUUUUCGCCAUAUAAAUUACUUUAUCCAGAAACUAGCACUUAUUUAAAUUUUAUUUUAAGUAAUGUAAAUAAGUAAUAUAGCUAACUAGCUAUCCCCUUAUAUUGCCUUUUGUUCUAAAAGUAUUUGUUUCAAUAGCUACGUUCUUACAUUUCAGGGGAAUAUUUGAUAAAAAUGUUUUUAACAAUGUAUAAAUUUAAAGAAAUUUUUUUAACAGUUUGUUAGUUGAGUCUAAUGUUUUAUUCUAGCCAACUUUAUACUAUCUUUUUGUAUUAUCUCGACCAAUCUGAUUUUUUAUUUAAGCUUCCGAUUGGCUACUUAGUAAAAAGGAUAUAUAGUAGUUAGACAGAUUUAUGUUAAUAGCUAUUAACAUAAAUCUGUCUAACUACUAGCCAAUCAUGAACAAUACGCCACCAAAUUUCCAACGAGGUUUUAUGUUU
This is a messenger RNA of Hydractinia symbiolongicarpus, 1641 nucleotides long. RefSeq lists its product as uncharacterized. The coding region runs from base 77 to 955 and encodes 292 amino acids. NCBI's taxonomy places the organism in Eukaryota, Metazoa, Cnidaria, Hydrozoa, Anthoathecata, Hydractiniidae. The transcript has 3 exons. The record is from RefSeq and is a predicted model, not a curated record.